Molecule: messenger RNA, 5143 nt
Organism: Megalobrama amblycephala (Wuchang bream)
Lineage: Eukaryota; Metazoa; Chordata; Actinopteri; Cypriniformes; Xenocyprididae
Product: NACHT, LRR and PYD domains-containing protein 3-like
Exons: 13
Coding region: 962-4294 (1110 amino acids)
Molecular function (GO): protein binding
Source: RefSeq, a predicted model, not a curated record
UUGUGUCAAUACCCAGCCCUAAUUCAACUCAAAUGAUACAUAUACGUGUGUACUGUAUGUCUGUGUUACUCAUCGUUUUUAUUUCUUUAGAUUUGCAGACACUAGAGCCUUGCUUGAGCUUCCUGAAAGAGUCGCAGCAUGUGGGCACACAGGAGCCUAACAUGUGAUCGACAGGAAGACAUUGUCAGCUGUAGUAUAUGUGAUUCUGUGAUGUUUUGUGCUUUGAAUCUGACUCUCCUCCUUUCUCUUGAAUCCACCCAACAUUAUACUCAUUCGUAGACUCUCAUCUCCAGCUUUUUACAGGUUUUCCAUUUUCAUGAGAAAAAAUACAAUAUUUGGUGAAUUUUAAGUGCGAUUUCCAGACCUGAAAAAAUAUAUAGUCAGUUUCUAUAGUCAGUGUAAUUUUUUUUCCCUAGUUGAGCUGUUUUAUAGUAUUUAAACACCUACGGUGUCUGUAAAAUAAUUUACAAAUGCUUUUUCAGUCUGGCAGAGAUUAAUGUUCUAUACUUAGCCUUUUAUUUCAAACAAACACUUCUAUUAAACUUUAUUAACAUAAGUUAAUUUAAUCUGUUUUUUCCUGUAUUUAUUAUUGUAUGUAUUGCUGUUGUCUGUGCGAAUCCUCCCAGUGCUGCAGCAAAUGUGCAGAGGACUGGAACUGAAGCGGUCAAACAAAACCAGCCUUUAUUUGUGCCUGGUCACUUUACUAAAAUUUUCUCAUGAUGGCCCCGUCACCCGUUUUAAGUGAGGUGAACCCGUUUCAAGAACUGUGAACUACUUGCAGGACUUCAUUCAAAGCCUUGAAGAUGAAGGCAGGAUAAAUUGAAGAGGAGGUUAAUUUUCCCCAGCUGGUGUUUCACUCGCCCAACAAACACAACAUCAGUGAGCUGGUUUUUGAGACGCUGACUGCAGAUCAGCUGAUCGACAGGCUCCUCAUCCGUCAGCAGUGAGUCAGUGAAGGACGAUGGCAUCUGCUGAUCAGCAUUGUGACACACAAGAUGAGAUGGAAGAAGACAAGCUGAAACACAAGGAAGUGAAGAAGAGCAGCAGCGCUCACACUGGAGUCAGGGUUGAUCUGAAUGCUCAGACGGGAGCAGCUGUAAAUGCUCCUGUACUCACUGGAAACACCAUCACAGGCUCAGUGACCAUCACCAUGAACCCUGCAGAACAAGAGCCACAAAAUAUUACAGAGACAGCAGAGAAACACAGAGAAGAGCAAGAGGAUUUGAUUCUGAAAAAAUUCUUGGGAACUCACAAAACAUACAUGAAGAAUAAAGCAAAGCGUAUUUUUGAAGGCAAGAAAGAAAAUGAAGCAGAUCUUAUGGCUGUUUACACAGAACUGUUCAUCACAGAGGGAGAUAUGAAAGAUGUCAAUCAGGAACAUGAGAUUCUGAAGAUUGAUGAUGCUUUCAAGAAAAAAAAAACACAGGACAAACCAAUCAAAUGCAAUGAUAUAUUUACUGAGCUGAGGAAAAACAAUGAGGAAAAGAUUGUGCUGACCAAAGGAGUUGCUGGCAUCGGAAAAACUGUCUCUGUGCACAAGUUCAUCCUGGACUGGGCAGAAGAAACAGCCAAUCAGGAUAUACACUGUGUGUUCCUGCUUCCAUUCCGAGAGAUUAACAGCAUUAAAGACAGAGAAGUCAAUCUCCAUGAGUUUCUGCUGAAAUUUUAUCCUCAAUUGAAGGACCUGGAAAAAUCAACGUUAUAUAAGGAAUGUAAACUUGCAUUUAUAUUUGAUGGACUUGAUGAGAGUCGCCUGGAUUUGAAGUUUCAAUGUGGAUCAUUGAACAAUGUUGAGGAAAGAUCAUCUGCAGAUGUGCUGUUCACAAGUCUGGUCAAAGGGAAGCUGCUUCCAUCAGCUCUCGUCUGGGUGACCUCACGACCAGCAGCAGCCAAUCAGAUCCCUCCUGAGUAUGUGGGUUUGUUCACAGAGGUGCAAGGAUUCACUGACCAACAGAAGGAGGAGUACUUCAGAAAGAGAAUCACAGAUGAGACUCAGGCCUCCAGAAUCAUCUCACACAUUAAGACGUCUCGUAGUCUCUACAUCAUGUGCCACAUUCCUGUGUUCUGCUGGAUCAUGGCCACAGUACUUCAGAAUAAUCUCAUCAAGAACAAUACUGAGAACAUCCGCACAACACUCACUGAAAUGUAUAUUCACUUCCUGCUGAUACAGAUGAACAUGAAGAGCCAGAAAUAUGAUGGAAAUUCAGAAAGACAACGAAAAAAGCUCUUGCAUUCAAAUAGAGAAAUGAUUUUGAAGUUGGCCAAGCUAGCGUUUGAACAGUUGAAGAAGGAAAACAUUGUGUUCUCUGAGGAAGAUCUGGAAGCAUGUGGUAUUGAUGUGAGUGAAGACACCGAGUUCACAGGAAUGAUCGCUGAGAUUUUUAAGCAGGAAGAUGGACUUCAUGAAGAAAAGGUCUUCUGCUUUGUGCAUCUGAGUGUUCAAGAGUUCCUCGCUGCAGUGUAUGUGUUCCUCUGUUACCUGAACAAGAAAAUGGAGGAGCUUCAGUUUUUUUUUGAUGAACCUAAAGAAAACAUCACAUUGCAGGAGCUACUAGAGAAGGCUGUUGAUAAAGCCAUGGAGAGUGAGAAAGGACAUCUGGACCUGUUCCUGCGGUUUCUGAUGGGAAAUUCACUGGGAUCCAGUCAAAACCUGCUCAAAGGCCUGAUCACACACCCUGAAGACACCACAGAGAGCACCCAAAAAACAACUACAUACAUUAAACAAGUACAAAACAAGGAGAUCUCAGAUGAAGCUUCAGUCAACCUAUUUUACUGCUUACUUGAGCUCAAGGAUCAUUCAUUAUAUGAGGAAAUCCAGAGAUACCUCAGUUCAGAUGAACAUCCAGGGGAAAAACUCUCAUCUUCAAUGUGCACAGUGCUGACCUACAUACUUCUGAUGUCAGAGAAGGUGCUGGAUGAGUUCAACCCAAAGAGGUUCACGUCAUCUUCAAACUACAAGAGACUCGUUCCAGCUGUGAGAUGCUGCAGAAAAGCCCUAUUUGAUGGCUGUGGUCUUGAUGAAACAUGCUGUGAAACUGUAUCUUCAGUUCUUCAAUCAUCAAACUCCAAUCUGAGUGAGUUGGACCUGAGCUACAAUCACCUGAAGAAUUCAGGAGUGAAGCUGCUUUCUGAUGGACUAAAGAGUUUAAACUGUAAACUGAACAGACUGAGGCUAUGUGGGUGUAAUCUCACUGCUCAAUCCUGUGACCAUUUGUCAUCAGCUCUACAAUCCUCAAACUCUGUCCUGAAAGAGCUGGACCUGAGUAACAAUGACCUGCAGGAUUCUGGAGUGAGGCUGCUUUCUGAUGGACUGAAGAGUUCAAACUGUCAGCUGCAAAUACUGAGCCUUACUCACUGUAGACUCACUGUUCAGGCUUGUGAGAGUUUUUCAUCAGUUCUACAAUCCUCAAACUGUGUCCUGAGAGAACUGGACCUGAGUAACAAUGAACUGCGUGAUUCUGGAGUGAAGCUUCUUUCUGAUGGCCUGAAGAGAAACUGUAAGCUGGAGAUUUUGAGGUUGUCUGGGUGUAUGGUGACAGAGGAAGGCUGUGGUUAUGUGUCUUCAGCUCUGAGUUCAAACCCCUCACACCUGAGAGAGCUGGAUCUGAGCUACAAUCACCCAGGAGAACCAGGAGUGCAGCUGCUCUUUGAUACACUCAACCAUCCAAACUACAGACUGGACAAACUGAAUGUGGAUCAUGGAGGAGAGUUCAGGAUUAUAGCAGGACUACACAAAUAUUCCCAUCGGAUCACUCUGGAUCUGAACACAGUGAGUAAACGCCUCCAUCUGUCUGAGUGGAACAGAGUGAUUAUUAACACUUACCCACCGCAGUUGUCUCAUCCUCAUCCAGACAGAUUUAAUCAUUUUUCUCAAGUGUUGUGUAGAGAGAGUGUGUGUGAUCGACGCUGUUACUGGGAGAUUGAGUGGAGUGGGAAAUAUGUGGCUAUAUCAGUGUCAUAUAAGAGCACCAGCAGGAAGGCACCGGGUGAUGAGACUAUGUUAGGAUGGAAUGAUCAGUCCUGGGGUUUGAUCUGCUCUUCCUUCUAUUACUCAUUGUGGCACAAUAACGUACAGAUUUAUCUCCCUGUAAAGCCCAUCAUCAGCAGGAGAGUAGGAGUGCAUGUGAAUCACUAUAGAGUAGGAGUGUAUGUGGAUCACAGUGCAGGAACUCUGUCCUUCUACGGCGUCACGAGAAACAUAAUGAUCCUCAUCCACACAGUCCAGACCACAUUCACUCAACCACUCUAUCCUGGGAUUGCUGUUGGUCUUGCAUCAUCAGUGAAACUGUGUUGAUGAAUCAGAACAGAGAGAUUCUACCCAUAAUGCUUGGAGCUAAUGAUGAAUCAGUGACAGUGAGAUGUUAUAGAGUCUCUUCAUUACAUUAAUACUGUCACUGAGUGUGUGUGUGUGUGUCUGUUCUUCUCUCAGUCUCUACUUGUUCUGAUGUAAAUCAGAUGUUUUUAUUGUCGUUUCUCAUCAAUCUCUAUUAUUACUGUCAAAAUGAGCUUCAGCUGAAAGUGUCUUUCUCAAACAUGAUUCAUGAAGAACAUGUCACUGUCAUCAUUCAUGUGAUGUUCCUCUGGUGUUUGUGCUCAAAUCAUAAAUCAGAUAUGAAUUGAUGAUGAAUAUGUGAAAUAUCUGAAUGCUGUAUGAAUCAUCAGCUGCGUGUGAAAUAUGAUCAUUCCUUCAGGAGAGUUUCUGACAUCAUCAAAUAUGACAUUCAUCAUCUCACUUCAUUAAAUAUAUUUACUGUAACUACUGCAAAUCAGUUAUUUUAUUCACUAAAAUGUGUAAAAAUGUGCAGACUUUGCUGAAGUGAUUUGAACAGGUAUUAACUUAGAUGUAAUGCAAAUAUUACUGUAGCUGACGUAUUUGUGUCAAUACUGUAUGGAGAACCAAAUGACUCAAAAUCACAUCAUUAAAUAAAUGUUGAAAUAUUGUAAUAAAUGUUGAACUGCAGUUUACAUGCAUGUAUAUUGUGUUAUGUGGUGUCGUUAUGAGGAGCUGGAGUGACACUUAAAAGGAACACUCCACUUUUUUGGAAAAUAGGCUAAUUUUCCAACUUCUAGAGUUAAACAGUUGAGUUUUACCAUUUUCGAAUCCAUUCAGCCGAUCUCCUGGUACGGCGGUACCACUCUCAUU